AUGGAUUACAUCAACCAGGUAGAGGAGCAGAAGGUAGAGAAGAACAUAGAGGAGCAGAAGGCAGAAGAGCAGGCCAAAGUCCAGCAGCCGCCUGUUAGAAACACAAAGCUCCUUAAUGAACGCCUCAGCAAGAAUAACAAGGGUGAAAUCAUGGACGCUGAGGACAAUGAGAUGGAGAAUGUAGAGCCUUUCUCUUUCUAUAAUCCCUGGAGCAUGGAUAUCAUCAGCCAGACAGUGAAACUACUGUUGAGGAACCUUGACUGCAAUGUGGAUGACAGACAACUACAUGAGGAAUUCCAUCCCUUUGGAACUGUGAUCAGUGCAGAGGUCAAUAUGGAGAAUGGCCAUCCCAAAGGCACUGGCUUUGUCAUUUUUGCAUCUCCUGAUGAAGCCAGAAAUGCCAUCAUGAAGAUGAACGGCAGGGUAUUGGGAAGCAGGCCAGUGUAUGUUAGUGUGGUUCAGAGCAAGGAGGAACAUGGAGGAAGGCACAGAGAGAGGGCAGAGAGUAGCCUGAAAGAACCCUGUCCAAAUCCACACCAGGCUCAAAAGAACAUUCAGCCACAGAAUGCAUCUCCAGAAUUGAGGAGAACCAACCAACAGGACAGGAACAUAUGCAGAGCGCAAACCACACUGCAGUCCCAGGAUGCACAGAAGAGUAAGGUGUUUAUAAAACAUCUGGACUACAGUGUGGACGACAGGCGCCUGCAUGAAGCGUUCCUGCCAUAUGGAACAGUCAUCAGUGCAAAGGUGACUGUGGAGAAUGGCUGCUCCCGAGGUUUUGGAUUUGUGAGCUUCUCCUCUCCAAAUGAAGCAGAAAAAGCCAUUAAGGAGAUGAAUGGAAGGAUGAUGGGCAGGAAGCCACUGUAUGUGACGCUGGCUAACAACAAUAAGCAGCGCAAGGCUUCCCUCACCCAGACUGAGUGUACAGGAAGCAGUGGUCCAACUGAGCCACACACAAGACCUCACAGAUUCUUGCAGAGGGUCCAUUCACAUCGUCGUCCCUCUGUUGCACCGGCCACCAGAUAAACCUUUUAAACUUUAUACUUCCUUUUAUCAAUAUAUAUAUAUUGAUUUAUAUUAUUAUUAUAAAUUUUGUUAAAUUUUGUGAAACUCAUUUGUUAUUUUUGAAUUUUUAUAUA
This is a messenger RNA of Hemibagrus wyckioides, 1139 nucleotides long. Its product is annotated as polyadenylate-binding protein 1-A-like. The transcript is spliced from 9 exons. The record is from RefSeq and is a predicted model, not a curated record. The coding region runs from base 1 to 1026 and encodes 341 amino acids. NCBI's taxonomy places the organism in Eukaryota, Metazoa, Chordata, Actinopteri, Siluriformes, Bagridae. Gene Ontology annotation, cellular component: cytosol. Gene Ontology annotation, molecular function: mRNA binding.